Ordospora pajunii is the source of this 180-nucleotide messenger RNA. RefSeq names its product putative protein phosphatase inhibitor. Gene Ontology annotation, molecular function: protein phosphatase 1 binding; protein serine/threonine phosphatase inhibitor activity. The coding region runs from base 1 to 180 and encodes 59 amino acids. Lineage: Eukaryota; Fungi; Microsporidia; Ordosporidae. Gene Ontology annotation, cellular component: nucleus. The transcript has a single exon. The record is from RefSeq and is a predicted model, not a curated record.
AUGACAAAUGCUAUGACAGUAACUAAGAUUAAGCUAAAGCUUGUGCGCAGGAACAGGCGUGUGAGCUGGGCAGACAGUGUUGUUGAUAACGAAGGACUUGGGAGGAUGAAGAGCAAUGUUUGCUGUAUAUUCUGUUCGAAAAGCAAAGACAAGGAUAAAAACAAAUAUGAAAGAUUGUGA